Messenger RNA from Eublepharis macularius, 1056 nucleotides. It is a transcript of the gene NKX6-1, whose product is annotated as NK6 homeobox 1. The record is from RefSeq and is a predicted model, not a curated record. The coding region runs from base 1 to 1056 and encodes 351 amino acids. Gene Ontology annotation, biological process: cell differentiation; regulation of transcription by RNA polymerase II. Gene Ontology annotation, cellular component: nucleus. The transcript has 3 exons. Lineage: Eukaryota; Metazoa; Chordata; Lepidosauria; Squamata; Eublepharidae. Gene Ontology annotation, molecular function: RNA polymerase II cis-regulatory region sequence-specific DNA binding; DNA-binding transcription factor activity, RNA polymerase II-specific.
AUGCUGGCGGUGGGGCAGAUGGAUGGCACCCCCCGGCAGAGCGCCUUCCUGCUCAGCAGCCCGCCGCUGGCCGCCCUGCACAGCAUGGCCGAGAUGAAGACCCCGCUCUACCCCGCCGGGGCGUACCCGCUGCCGCCCCCCUCCGCCGCCCCGGGCGGGCUUUCCUCCUCCUCCUCCUCGUCGCCCUCCUCGGCCUCCGCCUCGCCGUCCCCGCCGCUGGGCUCCCCGACGCCGGCGGGCCUCAAGCCGCCCAACGCCGGGGCGCUGUCGGCGCUGGGCUCCCCGCCGCCGCAGCUCUCGGCCGCCACGCCGCACGGCAUCAACGACAUCCUCAGCCGGCCCUCGGUGCCCCCCGGCGCCGCCGGCGCCUCCUCCGCCGCCGCCUCGGCCUCCGCCUCGCCCGCCGCCGGCCUCCUGGCCGGCCUGCCGCGCUUCAGCAGCCUCAGCCCCCCGCCGCCCCCGCCCGGCCUCUACUUCAGCCCCAGUGCCGCCGCCGCCGUGGCCGCCGUGGGACGCUACCCCAAGCCGCUGGCCGAGCUGCCCGGCAGGACGCCCAUCUUCUGGCCGGGCGUCAUGCAGAGCCCCCCCUGGAGGGACGCGCGCCUCGCCUGCUCGCCGCAUCAAGGCUCGAUUUUGCUUGAUAAAGACGGCAAAAGGAAACACACCAGACCGACUUUUUCCGGCCAGCAGAUUUUCGCCUUGGAAAAGACUUUUGAGCAAACCAAGUAUUUAGCCGGACCGGAAAGAGCGCGGCUGGCUUACUCGCUGGGCAUGACGGAGAGCCAAGUCAAGGUUUGGUUCCAGAACCGGCGGACCAAGUGGCGGAAGAAACACGCGGCCGAGAUGGCCACGGCCAAGAAGAAGCAGGACUCGGAGACGGAGCGGCUGAAGGGCGCCUCGGAGAACGAGGACGACGACGACGACUACAACAAGCCCCUCGACCCCAACUCGGACGACGAGAAGAUCACGCAGCUGCUCAAGAAGCACAAGACCGGCGCGGCCGGCGGCGCCGCCGCCCUCCUGCUGCACACGUCGGAGACCGACGGCUCCUCCUAG